Messenger RNA from Vitis vinifera (wine grape), 2596 nucleotides. It is a transcript of the gene NIN1, whose product is annotated as neutral invertase. Gene Ontology annotation, molecular function: sucrose alpha-glucosidase activity; endo-alpha-N-acetylgalactosaminidase activity. NCBI's taxonomy places the organism in Eukaryota, Viridiplantae, Streptophyta, Magnoliopsida, Vitales, Vitaceae. Gene Ontology annotation, cellular component: mitochondrion. The record is from RefSeq and is a predicted model, not a curated record. The transcript has 7 exons. Bases 208 to 2229 code for a protein of 673 amino acids. Gene Ontology annotation, biological process: sucrose catabolic process.
CUCUCCAUCCACGAAGCUUCUUCAUCCGUCUCUAUAAAAGGCCCACUCCACCGACCUCCCCCAAAUCUGCUGCUCUUCACAUUCAAACCAUUUCGCUCGUCAACGUGUUUUUUUUCUUCAACUGAUCGACAGAGCUCUGUAUAUAUAUAAAAAUUGUUCCAUUUCAACCUCAUUUGAUAUAUAUAAUAUUUUGAUUUUUUACGGAUCAUGAACUCGAGCAGUUAUAUUGGAAUUACGACCAUGAAACCCUACUGUAGAGUUCUAACCAGCUGUAGGAAUUCCUCCAUUUUCAAAUUCCCAUCUUCAAAAUCAAACCAUUUCAUUGCUGAUAAUUCGUCGAAAUUUCAAUCCAAGUUGAUCCAUAGCCGGAGAUUCCACUGUUGUAGCGCUCAAAUUCUGGGUAAGAAAUGUGGAAUCAAUUCGAAUCGGAGGGCUUUUCGGUUGUCCGAUCCGAAUUGGGGCCAAAUUAGGGUUUACAGAAGUUGUAGUGGUGCUCAUGGAGGUAGGAGAGGUGUUUUGGUGAUCUCGAAUGUGGCGUCGGAUUUUAGGAAGCAUUCGACGUCGGUGGAGAGUCAUGUGAAUGAGAAGGGGUUUGAGAGCAUUUAUAUCAAUGGUGGAUUGAAUGUGAAGCCAUUGGUGAUUGAAAGAAUUGAGAGGGGUCAUGUAGAGGAGGAGUCGGGCUUAGAAUUUAAGGACCCGGAUGUGAAUUUUGAUCAUUCAGAGGGUUUGAAUAAGGAAAAGGUUGAGAGAGAGGUGCCCGAGAUUGAAAAAGAGGCAUGGAGGCUGUUGAGAAGUGCAGUUGUGGAUUACUGUGGAAAUCCGGUGGGGACUGUUGCAGCUAAUGACCCAGGGGAUAAGCAACCGCUGAAUUAUGAUCAGGUCUUUAUUCGGGAUUUUGUCCCAUCAGCGCUUGCAUUCUUGCUUAAAGGAGAGGGAGAGAUUGUGAAGAAUUUUCUCCUUCAUACAUUACAGUUACAGAGUUGGGAGAAGACUGUGGACUGCUACAGCCCUGGGCAAGGGUUGAUGCCAGCAAGUUUUAAAGUUAGAACUGUGCCUCUUGAUGGCGGCAAUGGAGCAUUUGAGGAAGUUUUGGAUCCUGAUUUUGGUGAAUCAGCGAUUGGGCGUGUUGCCCCUGUUGAUUCUGGGUUGUGGUGGAUCAUUUUGUUGAGAGCUUAUGGAAAGAUCACGGGUGACUAUGCAUUGCAAGAAAGAGUAGAUGUCCAGACAGGCAUAAGACUGAUCCUUAAUUUAUGUUUAACUGAUGGGUUUGACAUGUUCCCUUCUCUUUUAGUCACUGAUGGUUCCUGCAUGAUUGAUAGACGCAUGGGUAUUCACGGCCACCCUCUUGAAAUCCAAGCCUUAUUCUAUUCAGCACUACGUUGCUCCCGUGAGAUGAUCACUGUCAAUGAUGGAACCAAGAAUUUGGUGAGGGCCAUCAACAACCGAUUAAGUGCCCUGUCAUUUCAUAUCCGAGAGUAUUAUUGGGUGGAUAUGAAGAAGAUCAAUGAGAUAUAUCGUUACAAGACAGAGGAAUACUCUACAGAUGCCAUCAACAAGUUCAACAUUUAUCCGGAUCAAAUUCCUACCUGGCUGGUAGAUUGGAUACCUGACCAAGGUGGCUAUCUUAUUGGCAAUCUACAACCUGCACAUAUGGAUUUCAGAUUUUUCACCCUUGGAAAUCUUUGGUCCAUUAUAUCAUCUUUGGGUACUGCCAAACAGAAUGAGGGUAUUCUGAAUUUAAUUGAAGCCAAAUGGGAUGAUCUUGUGGCACAUAUGCCUCUUAAAAUAUGUUACCCUGCUCUAGAGAAUGAGGAAUGGCGUAUAAUCACUGGCAGUGACCCAAAAAACACGCCAUGGUCAUAUCAUAAUGGUGGAUCUUGGCCAACACUCCUGUGGCAGUUCACAUUGGCCUGCAUUAAGAUGGGAAGGCCAGAAUUAGCAAGAAAGGCAGUUGCUUUAGCUGAAGAGAGACUUUCAGUAGACCACUGGCCUGAAUAUUAUGACACACGAAAUGGGCGGUUCAUAGGCAAGCAGUCACGGCUCUACCAAACAUGGACAAUUGCUGGAUUCCUGACUUCAAAGAUGCUCUUGGAAAACCCAGAGAUGGCGUCCCUGUUGGCUUGGGAAGAGGACUAUGAGCUCCUUGAGAUUUGUGUCUGCGCACUUAGCAAAACCGGUCGAAAGAAGUGCUCACGCAGUGCUGCAAGAUCCCAGAUUCCCGUCCAGUGAGAAUUCCUUCAUCCUAAUUAACACUUCCAUUGCCUGUUGUAGUAUUUACCGUCGUUUAGGCAACCAUAGGACACAACAAUAAACACGAGGAAGAGCAUGGUGGGUGACUUGGUUUUAUACAAGAGAGACAAUGCUUCUCAGAUUCUUGGCUGACAAGUUAGUCCCUUGUAUUUUCUGACAGCCACUUUAGCUUAAAAUAUUUGUUAGAUGUAUGUACAUUCAAUUGAAAUAGAUGACUGAUAUGUAGUCGGAUGGAUGGCUGACGUUUUUAGAGAGCCUCUGCCUUUACAUGAAUGUUCUUCAAAUUGUAAGUUUGUAACCAACUGGUGUUGUAUCAACAUUUAUAUAUUCAUAUGACUUCAAUUUA